AUGCCGUUAUAUAAAGAAGACAAUUUUUUAAUAAUAUAUCCUGGAUCCAAACAUACAUUAUUUGCGUUUGGAUUGUCCGAUACAUUAUCUCCACCUCAAUUCAAAAUCCCAUCAGUUGUUUAUCAAGAUUCCAUCACGAAACAAUAUCAAGCCAGUAGUACUAAUAGUACUAGUGAAACUACCAUUGAAGAAAUAUAUCCUAUUAUUGAAUCAAAAAUUGUUAAUUUGGAUGCAUUUAAUUAUUUAUUGAAAAUUAUUUUACAAAGUGUAAUUGCUAAUCAUCCAACCAUUACUAUUAAUCAAAUCCCCAUGUUAUUAAUUACUCCUAGUUUAACUUGGUCAAGACAAUCAAUUGAAUAUAUUACUAAAUAUGUUAUUGAAAAUUUAGAAAUUACUGCAUUUAAUAUUAUUGAUUUAAGUCUAGCUGCAACUUUUGGAAUUGGUCAACUGACUAAUUCUAUUGUUGUAUAUGUUGAUGAAGAAAAUAUUCAAAUUGUUCCUAUAAUUGGAUAUCAAACCAUUAAAUUUGCUGGGAAAUUAAUUAAAAAUGAAGGUGGAAUAACUAUUACUAGAGAAUUGAAACAAAAUUUACCUAAUUUAACAUUUCAACAAAUUGAAGAUUUGAAAAAUUCUAAUAUUUUUGAAGUUGUUAUUGAUCAACAAGGUUUAGUAUUGGAUUAUAUUAAAGAUAUUAAUAUCAUUAAUAAAGAUGAAGAUAAUGAAUUUGAUGUUGCUAAAAUUGUCACUGAUAAUGAAAAUGGUCUCCCAGGGACAAUAACUGGUAUCUCAAAUGAAAACAAAAAUGAAAAUGAAAAUGAAAAUGAAAAAGAACAACAACAAGAUUCAAAUAAACCAAAUAAAGAAUUGGAAAAAAAUUAUUUCAUUGAUUCUAAAACUCAAGAAAAAAUUUGGAUUGGUAAAGAAAGAUUUUCUGGUACCAAUAAUCUUGUUAAAUUAAUUUCAUCAUCGAUAUAUUCUUCAUUAUUAUUAAUUCCUGAUAUUGAUAAAAGACAAGAUUGUUAUGAUAAUAUUAUAUUAACUGGAUCUAUUUUCCAAACUCCAGGAUUAAAAGAAGCUAUAUUAAUUAAAUUAAAUCAAGAUUAUUUAAUUAAAGAACCAAAUUUUAUUGAUCAAUCAAUUAAUGACCCUAGUGUCAAUACCGCAAUUUUGAAAUAUCAACAAAGUACUACAAUAAAUGAUUAUAAUGAAAACGACAAUAAUAAUAAUAAUACUACUACUACUAAUAAUUCUAAUUCAAAUCAAGUUCCUAAUUCUAUAAAAUUGGUGAAAUAUCCCGAUUAUUUCCCAGAAUGGAAAAAACCAAAGGAAAAAGGUGGAUCUUGGCAUGAUGUUUAUUUUUUGGGAGGUCAAAUUUAUAGUAAACAAAUUUAUUCUGGUAGUUCUCAUCAUCAUGGUAAAGAAUUAUUUGUUGGAAGUGAUAUGUAUGAAGAAAGAGGUCCUCAAAGUAUUUGGGAUGCCAGCAUUUAA
Molecule: messenger RNA, 1488 nt
Organism: Candida dubliniensis CD36
Lineage: Eukaryota; Fungi; Ascomycota; Pichiomycetes; Serinales; Debaryomycetaceae
Gene: ARP9
Product: Arp9p
Exons: 1
Coding region: 1-1488 (495 amino acids)
Source: RefSeq, a predicted model, not a curated record